AUGGAUUAUCCUACUGACAAACAUUAUGCUGCAACUGGAAGAAUUCUGAGAUAUCUUAAAAAGUCACAUGGGCAAGGAUUAUUCUUUCCCGCAUCUAAUGAUCUCAAGUUGAAAGCAUUUGCAGACUCUGAUUGGGCAACUUGCUCUGACAGUAGGAAGUCUAUAAUUGGUUUUUGUACUUUUCUGGGAAACUCCUUAAUAUCCUGGAAAACCGAAAAGCAAGCAACUGUAUCAAAAUCUAGCACAGAGGCAGAAUAUAGGGCAUUGGCAAAUGUCGCAUGUGAGAUUCAAUGGCUUUCCUACUUACUGCAAAAACAACAAAUUGACGACUUCUUCACAAAGCCUCUACCUACUGCUCAGUUUCAUAAUUUCAUCAACAAGAUGGAUUGUAUACAAUUUUUCUUAAAACGAAGAAGGAAGGGAGGACAUCCGCGGUAUGCGCGAGCAGAGAAGGAGGAAGUGGUGGCGGCGGCGGCAAGUAGAGGGCAGCGGCGGCGAGUAAAGGGUCGUGGUGGUGAGUUUGUAAGGUGGAUAUUGAUGUUAAUGAUGGGUGUUAAUGGAAGAAAAGAAGAGGAAAAAUUAGGGUUUUAA
Mercurialis annua (annual mercury) is the source of this 591-nucleotide messenger RNA. RefSeq lists its product as uncharacterized. The transcript is spliced from 3 exons. Lineage: Eukaryota; Viridiplantae; Streptophyta; Magnoliopsida; Malpighiales; Euphorbiaceae. The record is from RefSeq and is a predicted model, not a curated record. The coding region runs from base 1 to 591 and encodes 196 amino acids.